Aspergillus tanneri is the source of this 993-nucleotide messenger RNA. RefSeq lists its product as uncharacterized. The record is from RefSeq and is a predicted model, not a curated record. The coding region runs from base 1 to 993 and encodes 330 amino acids. Lineage: Eukaryota; Fungi; Ascomycota; Eurotiomycetes; Eurotiales; Aspergillaceae. The transcript has a single exon.
AUGAUGGCACUUAAUUACCUAACAAAUUUUGACUCGGUACCAAAAUCUGAAAGGCUCUUAAUACGUUCGAAGAUAUUCAAAUUACCUCCUUUUCCUAAGGAUAGAGAAUUUUGCUGGGACUGUCGACCUCCGCCCUCCUGGGAGGCAAUUACCCAGGGACAGGAGCCUGAUAAAAAUCCUCGUGAACCAACUACGGUCUCCGAUACAGCAUUAAUUGCCGUAACCGAUCCGGGAGCAGAGCAGCUAAGGAACCAAAUAAAACUUCAAAUCGUUGGUUCUGGAGGAGAGCCAGAAGAGGAACCAGAAGAGGAGUCAAGCGAACAGCGCAGUCAGGAGCGAAUUCAGGAGCCCAGUCAAGACUUCAGUCUAGACGCCAAUCACCGACGGGAUGAACAGCCCGACGAAGAACUAGAUCUUCGGUCUCGAAGGAAUUGGUGGUUUGGGCCACUUUCCUCGUCCAGUGAAUCCGAAGAGGAUGUCUAUUUCUUCUCCGAUGAAUAUAAAGAAGGAGACGAUGAUGAUAAGAAUAAGGACGGUGACGACGAUGAAAGCAAUGGUGGUGGCGCCACAUUAUGUAUUCUUAGACCUCCCUCGGAAACCGACAGCGACGACUACGAAUAUCCAGAUAGGCUACAGAUACUAAACCGCCCAAUCAAUCAAUAUCGGGCGCGUCCAGUUCGAGAUUUUGGCCCAGACUUAACGGGGAAGGAAGAAUGUCUUGACCUGGAAAGGGCGCCGCUUGGCCUACAGUUUUGGGACAGCAUGGUCUUAAACCCUGAAGGGGGCCCUGGCAAAUAUAUGCGGUUCGAGGCUUAUUCUUAUUAUGGAUUUUUACUAUGGGAAGAAUGGCGGAUGAUUGAAUUUGGACUGUGGUCGAACAGACCGAUUGAAGACAUGUCUGUGUAUUAUCAAAAAUGGUUCCGAUUUCUUUGUCCGGAGGAUAUGGCUUUUCAUCAAAAGUUCCGAUAUGUUUGGGAUAAAGAUUGGCUAUAA